CGCUGGGGAACAUGGAUUUUGGCAGCUAUAUAUUAUUGUGAACAUUUUGAGUCAAUUAAGCAUGUUGUCGAAUCGUUUGAUUCAAAUGAUAGCGUAGCAAUUAAAAAAGCUCAAGAUGUAUUGAAGUCUCAAACGCUGCAAGCAAAUUUGAUUUAUAUCAAAUCGAACUUUGAAUGUUUACCAACGGCCAUAAAACAACUUCAAGAGCAAAAAUUAUCAUUGUUUGAUUCAAUUAAAAUAACCGAAACAAUAAGUGGCAUAGUUAAGAAACUUCAAGGGCAACAUAGUGACAGUAUUAAAACUAAAUUAGAUUCAGUUCUAAAUAGUAAUUCCGGCUACAAAAUGAUUUGCAAAAUUUCCAAAAUAUUAUCCGGUGAAGAGGAAAGUAUGACAAAUCUAGGACUACCCGAAGACAUGACCCUUGAUGAUUUUUCGUAUUUUAAAUAUGCACUAAUCACCUCUACUGACGUUGAAAGGUCAUUUUCAAAAUACAAAAAUUUAGUCACAGAUAACCGUCGUUCAUUAAAGCUUGACAACAUUAAAAAAUCGCUGAUAGUACAAUGUAAUUUCUAAGGUAAA
This is a messenger RNA of Myzus persicae (green peach aphid), 579 nucleotides long. RefSeq lists its product as uncharacterized. NCBI's taxonomy places the organism in Eukaryota, Metazoa, Arthropoda, Insecta, Hemiptera, Aphididae. The transcript has a single exon. The record is from RefSeq and is a predicted model, not a curated record. The annotation marks the transcript as partial.